AUGAUUGAUAACGAGACUUUGUCUAUAAGAAUGCAAAAAUUGUGUGAAGGACCUAGGAUACAGAGAUCGUCAUUCGUUCAUUUUCCUUUUCUCUUUUUUUCAAAUGUUUUACAGAGAAAGUCUGUGGUUGCAGUGAGCUUCGUAGCAGCGUUUCUCUUCCUGCUGAUUGUGCGCCUUGUAAAUGAACUGAAUUUCCCAUUGUUACUCAACUGCUUUGGACAACCUGGUACAAAAUGGAUACCAUUCUCCUAUACCUUCAGGCGGCCUCUUCGAACUCACUAUGGAUACAUAAACGUGAGGACGCAGGAGCCUUUGCAACUGGACUGUGACCUUUGUGCCAUAGUGUCAAACUCAGGUCAGAUGGUUGGCCAGAAGGCAGGGAAUGAGAUAGACCAGUCCUCCUGCAUUUGGAGAAUGAACAAUGCCCCGACCAAGGGCUACGAAGAAGAUGUUGGGCGCAUGACAAUGAUUCGAGUUGUAUCCCAUACCAGCGUUCCUCUUUUGCUAAAAAACCCUGAUUAUUUUUUCAAGGAGGCGAACACUACUAUUUAUGUUAUUUGGGGUCCUUUCCGCAAUAUGAGGAAAGAUGGCAAUGGCAUCGUUUACAACAUGUUGAAAAAGACUGUUGACAUCUAUCCAAGCGCCCAAAUUUAUGUCACCACAGAGAAGCGCAUGAGUUACUGUGAUGGAGUUUUUAAGAAGGAAACUGGGAAAGACAGAGUCCAGUCUGGCUCUUACCUCAGCACUGGGUGGUUCACGUUCAUUCUGGCUAUGGAUGCCUGUUAUGGCAUUCACGUCUACGGGAUGAUAAAUGACACCUAUUGCAAGACAGAGGGGUAUAGAAAAGUCCCUUACCAUUACUAUGAACAAGGAAGAGAUGAAUGUGAUGAAUAUUUUCUUCAUGAACAUGCCCCAUAUGGAGGCCAUAGGUUUAUCACUGAAAAGAAAGUGUUUGCUAAAUGGGCCAAGAAACACAGGAUAAUAUUUACACACCCAAACUGGACAGUGUCUUGAUAUUGGUUUUUCUGAUCUUGCCAUACAACUUGACAUGAUCGUGAUACUGCAACUGCGAUGCGAAAGAUGCUAUGAUGAUGAUAAAGACAGCAACAAUGAUGAUCAAGAUUCUGUACAUUCUCAGAUGAUGACUCUGCCAGUAAUUUGGACUUGGGAUUCUGUGGUGGGUGGUUGUGCUCAUUACA
Pteronotus mesoamericanus is the source of this 1199-nucleotide messenger RNA. It is a transcript of the gene ST6GALNAC3, whose product is annotated as ST6 N-acetylgalactosaminide alpha-2,6-sialyltransferase 3. Lineage: Eukaryota; Metazoa; Chordata; Mammalia; Chiroptera; Mormoopidae. Gene Ontology annotation, biological process: ganglioside biosynthetic process; oligosaccharide metabolic process. Gene Ontology annotation, molecular function: alpha-N-acetylgalactosaminide alpha-2,6-sialyltransferase activity. The transcript is spliced from 5 exons. The record is from RefSeq and is a predicted model, not a curated record. Bases 1 to 1014 code for a protein of 337 amino acids.